CUAUUGUGAAGGCAGCUCGGAGAGUAUAAAAAGCGCGCGCACCUAUACUGCUCAUAACACGGAGCAAAGCGGACUUCUUAGGUGUUCUUGUCUGUCUAUCAACAUGAAGGCUGUUGCAUUUGUACUUGUUGCGGCAAUUAUUGCUGGCUGCCACACUCGCGCAGUGCCCCAGGCUGACGAGCCUCUGGUCAAGUGGGAAGAGACAGUGGAUCGAUUCUGGCAGUUCAUCUCAGAGCUUAACACUCAUACUGAUAGUGUGGUUGAGAACUUGAAGACUGACCAACUCAGCAGGGAACUUGAUACUCUGAUCACUAACACCAUGGCUGAGCUGAACGUGUACAGGGCAGACAUCGAGACCAAACUGGGCCCCCAUGCUAAGGACGCCUCAGACCAGCUGAAGCAGGAUCUGGAUCUGCUGACCAGCAAGCUGCAGACUGACAUGCUUAAUGCCAAGGACCGCUCCACCCAGUACCUUCAGGAGCUGAAGACCAUGUUGAAGCAGAAUGCAGAUGAUGUCAAGAACCGUGUCAACAGCUACAUUCGUAAACUCAAGAAGCGCCUGGGCACAGACACCGACUUGAUCCGCAACACUGUGGCCACUUACCUGGGUGAGCUGCAGUCCCGUGGUGAGCAGAAUGCUGAGUCAGUAAAGACCCACUUCGAGCCCUACGCUAAACAGGUGCAAGAGGGCAUCGGUCAGAAGUUGGGCACCAUAACCGACUUGUUUCAGAGCCAGACCCAGGGAGUGAGCCAGCAGCUGGAGGAACAGGCCAAUGUGCUGAAACAGCAGCUGGAGCAGACCGCCGACAGCUUGCGCAUUUCCCUUGAGGGCCGGAUUGAGGAGCUCACCGGCCUCCUGAAUCCUUACACUGAGAAGAUCCGUGAACAGCUGCAGACUGUCUUGGAAAAGAUCCAAGAGGCCUCAGCUGCCCUCCCUGGCCCAUUGUAAAACCAACAAUUAUAACACAUUGUACCAAACACAGGGAGAGAAAGUGGGGGUCAUGUUAGUUACUGAUGCUUUAUAGUCUUCACUGUUUGAUAGGGAAACAAGAAAGGGAAAGAACAUGAAAAAUGGAGUACUGUUUAUUAAUCACCAUGUGGGCUUUCUCAGUAUUAAUCCACUAAAUAAUACUUCUUAAAGUGCAAUAGUAUAACAACCUUGGCUAGUCAUGUUACUCAGAUCUUUUAGAUUGCAUACAGGCGUGCUUUUGGGAUGACAGCAGGUGUACAACCAAACCUCAUGAAACAUUGUCCACCAUUUCAAUCACAAAAUCUUCAAAUAAAUGUCUGAUGCUGUUUUUGAACCUGUAUGCAAUAAAAAUGGGUAAUGGAUAAAAUUGA
Molecule: messenger RNA, 1341 nt
Organism: Ictalurus furcatus (blue catfish)
Lineage: Eukaryota; Metazoa; Chordata; Actinopteri; Siluriformes; Ictaluridae
Gene: apoeb
Product: apolipoprotein Eb
Exons: 5
Coding region: 104-949 (281 amino acids)
Biological process (GO): regulation of amyloid-beta clearance; positive regulation of nitric-oxide synthase activity; negative regulation of neuron apoptotic process
Cellular component (GO): intermediate-density lipoprotein particle; extracellular region
Molecular function (GO): lipid binding
Source: RefSeq, a predicted model, not a curated record